GCUGGAGUUUCUUUCUUUAGAUUUCUGCGACCGCUGCCGUGAAGCAGAGUGCGUUCUUCCGCGAAUCUCCACUCCAUACUGAUCGAAAGUAAUCCCAAUCUACAGUCCAUUCGCAUCAAUCUCCUUCUUGCUCUUGCCUCGAUCUCUCGCUCAUACUCACCUCAACCUAGCCUGCUCUCACAACUCGCUAAGGAUAUCGUACAGCGAUCCCGACGUGUGCCAUUGAGAACCAUGUUGAACCAAUAUGGCCUCGAGUGGGAGGGCACCCUCAGCGGACUAGAGCCACGAUGGACGACAGAUCCGGACCUUCCAAAGAUCGACGAGAUCUUACGACAACAUCUGAACCUUGAUGUCACGUCAAAAUGCGCCGUGCAGUUCUUCGCCCAAGGCGGGUUCAACAAGCUGUACUCUGUAAGUACGGAUGCGGGACAGUGGUUGAUGCGAGUCGCCUUGCCCGUGGAUCCGCAGAGAAAGACGGCAAGUGAAGUGGCGACCAUGAACUUCGUGCGGGAAACCACGACGACACCGAUUCCUUCCGUGCGUGGCCACUCCGCGACAAACGAGAAUGCCGUUGGUUUCGAAUGGAUCCUCAUGGAGAUGAUGCCCGGCAUGGUGCUGGAGCGGAAAUGGCGGCAAAUGUCCAUGGAGCAAAAGGAAGACCUCGUCAAGCAACUCGCUCAGUAUCAAUCUCAGCUCUUCGCCGCCGAAUCUCGCUAUCAAUCAAUCGGUAAUCUUUACCAACCGUCUUCCGAACGCUACGAAGUCGGCAGCAUCGUCUCAAUGUCCUUUUUCUGGGGCGACCGCGGAGCACAAGACAGCGUUAAUCGAGGGCCCUUCAUGACCAGCCAUGCUUGGCUCUCCGCUCGCCUGAACCUCGUGCUCGACUCCCAAGCUGAAAUCCUACCCAAUCCCGACUCCGACGAAGACGACAUCGAAGACGCAGAAGCCAUCAAGGCCCUCGCUGAGCGCCUUCUCGCGCUUCUGCCAAGUCGAUUCCCCGCCGAUGAAGUCCAGUCCACGAUGCUUUUCCACGAUGAUCUCCACGCGAACAACAUCCUCGUGUCGAGCGAGGACCCUGCACGCAUUACGGCCAUACUCGAUUGGGAAUGCGUCUCUUUCCUGCCUCUCUGGAUGGCGUGCCAACCUCCUGCGCUGCUGGAAGGCAGAGUCCGCGACAAGGCCCCUCAGCGCGACAUCUACGCCGCUCACGAUCCCGAACUCGACGGGCCGGAUGAAGAAGAUCACGCUCAGGGCAAGACGACGUUAUAUUGGGAGCAUCAACUCGAGUACGAGCGCGGCGUGCUGCGGCCCAUGUUUCUGCAGGAGAUGUUGCGCCUGCAGCCCGCAUGGAUGGAGGUGUUUCGGGACGGCGAAGCGAAGAGGGAGUUCGAGCUGGCGGUGCAGCAUUGCGAUGGGUUGUUCACCGUGAGGACGGUGGGAAGAUGGGUGGACGAGGUGGAGAAGGGAGGUGAAAGUGGUAGCCUGCGGGAGAUUUUGUAUGCGUGA
Molecule: messenger RNA, 1506 nt
Organism: Zymoseptoria tritici IPO323
Lineage: Eukaryota; Fungi; Ascomycota; Dothideomycetes; Mycosphaerellales; Mycosphaerellaceae
Exons: 1
Coding region: 232-1506 (424 amino acids)
Source: RefSeq, a predicted model, not a curated record